Molecule: messenger RNA, 1960 nt
Organism: Erpetoichthys calabaricus (reedfish)
Lineage: Eukaryota; Metazoa; Chordata; Cladistia; Polypteriformes; Polypteridae
Gene: cabp1a
Product: calcium binding protein 1a
Exons: 8
Coding region: 344-1585 (413 amino acids)
Molecular function (GO): calcium ion binding
Source: RefSeq, a predicted model, not a curated record
GGAGGAGGAGGAGGGAGGGGGGAGUCUUCGAUAUGAUCGUUCUAAUGAAAGAUGGGGCAGCUCAUUUAUCCAAAAAAGAAGAAGAGGAGGAAGAAGAAGAAGAAGGAGAGGAAGCUGCGGUGCUGAUUAAUCGUGAGGGCCAGCGGCGCGCGGCUGUAGCCCGUCCGUCACAUGGGAUGUGCGAGCUGAGCGCACAGCAAAGCGCAGCGUAGCCCUCUCAUUUAGCGGAGCAGGGACACUGAGCGAGCGGUGAGCACAGCCCAGUAGAUCCGAGCAGAGUCGAGUCAAGCCGAGCUCAGCCAUUACAUAUCCGCUUCGGCACACGGCGCCUUUUAGCCACAUCAUGAGCUCGUCGCUUCCCAAAAGCGAGUCCAGAACCUCCUUGCUGAGGACAGCGGCGGUUGGCAGAAGGACAGCGUCCCACACCGAACCUCCUGCCCCUAGCCGAAGGAGUCAUGACGGCGGACCGGGACCAGGAGCCAGAGAGCCGUGCUGGCCGCCUGGGGGUGACGGUAGCUCCCGCAGACCGCUGUGCCACCCGCGUGUGGACAGGCAGGACGGGGUGAAGCCGCGGGGCUACCACAAAAGGGAUGGGCAUCAUCACUCCGGUACACAACAGAAUCAACAGCAGCAGCUGCCGCCUCCGACACCUCCACCGGUUCAUCCAACGAGGGAAACAAGCAGCAGAGCUCCCCGGCAUCGGCCCAGGCACCGACAUCAGCCACCCGCCGGAUCCCCUUCCAGCUCCUCUCUGAGCCUCCUCUCGGACCACUCGUGGAGCUCGCAAACUGGGGACCGCGACGCGGGCAGCAGCUCAUCCAAAGGGGAGUGCAGCCUCAAUCCCAUCCUCAGCUCCGCGUUUGGACAGAUCCGUCAGGAUGAGAAGAGGAGCUACAAGGCUGUUCGGACCUUCGAGGAGGGGCCGACACCAGGCGCUUAUCAGGAGCCCCUUGUGGCCCUUGCCCAGAACUGCGCCCUGAUGCACAACAUUCUGGGACCAGCCUGUAUCUUCCUGCGCAAAGGCUUCGCCGAGAACCGGCAGCCUGAGAAGCCUGCACGCAUGGAGCCAUCAGUCCUGUGCCCUGUCUUACCUCAGACCUCCAUCAGAACUGGAAGUGGGGAAGGGGACAGAGAGCUGAGGCCAGAGGAACUCGAUGAGUUGCGGGAGGCAUUCAAGGAGUUUGAUAAAGAUCGCGAUGGCUUUAUUAGCUGCAAAGACUUGGGGAACUGCAUGAGGACCAUGGGGUACAUGCCAACCGAGAUGGAACUUAUUGAGUUGAGCCAACAGAUCAACAUGAACAGGGGCGGCCACGUCGACUUUGAAGACUUUGUGGAGCUGAUGGGCCCUAAGCUGCUGGCCGAGACAGCAGACAUGAUUGGAGUUAAGGAGCUGCGAGAUGCCUUCAGAGAGUUUGAUACGAAUGGGGACGGGGAGAUCAGUACAGCUGAGCUCCGGGAGGCCAUGAAGAAACUGCUUGGGCAGCAGGUGGGGCACCGUGAUCUGGAAGAGAUUCUCCGAGACGUGGACCUCAAUGGGGACGGGCACGUGGACUUUGAGGAGUUUGUUCGGAUGAUGUCCCGUUGAGGACGCCUAGCCAUUAUGAAGUCGGCUGGUACUGACAGGGAUGGACAAGAGAACGAAUCUGGGAAAAACUGGCCCUGACUGAAGCAACAAGAGCGACCAAGGCCAGAGGCAUGAGCACUUUCUCCCCCCAUUCAUUCUUUCCUUCGCAUAUCCUGGGGACUCAGGUCACCCCAUCUGCUGAUCUAUUGCAAUAUCACAACUGACUUGGAACAUAUUACUGUGUGGUGUGCAAGGAGGAGGUAAAGGACACUUUGGGAGCCUCUGCCCUUCUGUGUGCCAGGGAGUGUACGAGUGUGAGUGUGUGUGCAUGCUAAACUUAGUGUUACAUGUGUAUUCAUCAAUAAAAAGACUGGAGGUGAGUGUGAGAGACAGAGA